Molecule: messenger RNA, 4070 nt
Organism: Numida meleagris (helmeted guineafowl)
Lineage: Eukaryota; Metazoa; Chordata; Aves; Galliformes; Numididae
Gene: RASSF6
Product: Ras association domain family member 6
Exons: 12
Coding region: 178-1245 (355 amino acids)
Biological process (GO): signal transduction
Source: RefSeq, a predicted model, not a curated record
AAGGUGAACACUCCCGACAUGCACCGAGGUGCGGGGAGUGUCCUGGCUAUCCAGCACUCCCAGUUUGGUGAGCAAAACAGUAAUUAGCAGCUCUGUGAGUUCCUUAGAGAAGCAGAGGUAGCUGUCAGCUCGUGCCAUGCUGUCAUGCUUCUUCCAAGUUUCAUCAUUUCUGAAUAAAUGAAGAAAGUGACUAUGAAAGCACAGCAUCUGCCUUCUAUUGCCAUCAAUGAGGAGAAGUUUAUAACCAGAGAGCACCUCAGUUCUCUUCUGAAGACCUAUAACUCUUACUAUUCUGAUCAAGAAAAUCUGCAACUGUCAUGUAAUCAGCAAGAAGGAAGUAAACCAUUUAUUGAAGGAGUCUUAUCGAUAUUUUGGGGAGUUCGACAUCCUAUCCGCUUAAAAAUUCAGGAUGAGAAGCAGAUACCCUCUUUUGUAACCCUGAAGUCAACAGAGAAUGUGGGUUUGUUCCCCAGUAAAAGGGGAAUGACACGAUGGGGAGAAUUUGAUGAUCUGCAUCACAUUAGUGGGGAGACAUUGAAAUCUACUGAAGAGAAGCUGAACUCUGAGAAAAGUUAUUUGUGUUACAAAAGCAGUACUCUGAAGUCCAAGAGCGAGCAGGAACAUGACUGUGCUACUCUGCCCAGGGCAGUCAGCAGCGCUGCAGCUGUAAAGAAGAGGACCAAGUUCCCCAUGAUCGCAAGAACAGAAGUGGAAACUCACAGAUUUUCUAUUAAUGGCCACUUCUACAACUAUGAGACAUCAGUUUUUACUCCAGCUUCUGGAUCAGAAACCAAAAUAAGAAUUAACAGCCAUAUGAGAACAAGGGAAGUAAUAGAACAGUUGCUUCGAAAGUUCAAGAUAGAAAACAGUCCCCAUGAAUUUGCACUUUAUAUUAUCCAUGUGUCUGGAGAAAAGAAGCAGCUGAGGAGUGGAGACAUUCCCUUACUGCACAGACUCCUGCAGGGGCCAUCAGAGAAGAUUGCCAAGUUUUUUCUCAUGGACAGAGAUGUGGAAGAGGUCAGCAGCGAUGUUGCUCAAUAUAUUCAAUUUCAUCUCCCCUUUUUGGAAUCAAUUCUGCACAGAAUAAACAAAGAAGAAGAACAGGAGAUUCAGCAGACAAUUGCAAAUGAAAUUCUGUCUGCAGCUGAGACCCAAGAUUUGUCCAAGUACUCCAGCAAAGUCCUUAUGAAAGGUGAGGAUCAGGUUGAGGAGAGGCUCUUCCACUUUUCUUACUCACUGCAGUAAAUGCCCACUAGAGGUUUGGGGACUCAAUUUGUUAUCAUACUAAGGAGGAGAAGAGAAGCAAUCAUUGCUAAUGGGUGGAUUAUGGGUGUCAGGAGAGGGAUCUGCAGCCCAGUGUUUAAUGUGGAAGAUUUAAAUGUGUGCUGUUUCUGUUGAGAUUACUGGCUGUUUGUUAGCAGCAGAAAUGCUUUUUACUGGAAAGCAAAGCCUAUAUGCCAGCUAAGUAUGAGAGCAUAAGACAAACCUCCAAUGUCUGAAAGGGAAGAAGUGAUGGUUUGAUGGCUGGAGUAGAUGAUCUUCGUGGUCUUUUCCAACCUUCAUGAUUCCAUGAUUCUGAGCAAGAUAUUCUUCAAGUUAAUAUCCUGUUCUUCAAACUCCCCCCCCCUCCCCCAUCCCCCUUCUUUCCCUGAUUUCCUAACCUCCUACUUUUAACUGUUUUCCAAAUUCCCCAGAGACUGGCUACAGCUGAACUGCGCACAUAGCAGGGUACAAAGGGUGACAUUUAAGACUUGUCCUUGUCUUUAUCUGGCACCUGUAGGCGUGAUGGUCUAGCCAAGUGAAACACCAAUGCUGAAUGUCAAAACAUGCUAUCUUAACAACACACAGUCACUGUUAUCUUAAUAUAACACAAACUUUGGUUGCAAUGACCUGCUCACACAGCAUUUUUGUGUAUAGUGGGGAACUUGCUUGCAGGUAACAAAUCAAAAUGCAGUUUUGAGAAGGCAACAACUAAUUCUUUUAGGCCCCUCUGCAAAAGACACUGCUCUCAAGAUACUGAGUCUUGUGCAGCUCAUUCUGGACCUACCAGAGUUUUAAGUUUUGGAGUAUAAAUUUUCUAUUAACUCCUUCUCGGUGUUUGCCUGUCUGGAGUUCUUCUGGUUGAGUCAUCUUGCCGCUGUUUUUUUUUUUGUUUUGUUUUUUGUUUUUUUUUUCUUAAUAUGGCAUGGCAGUUAGCUAGCAUAGCGCUUUGCCAGUGAAUACCCAUUCAUUUCAGGUUUAGUAGAUAAACGUCAAGCAGAAUGUUUAAGGUAUCUCAAAUAGUAUUAGAUGCCACCUUCUACACAACUAAAUCAUAGCUGUAGGUGCUGCAGGUCUGAAGAACAAGGCAAACAGAUCAGUAUAGAAUGCCUUAGACUUCUAGAGACUUCGUAUUUUUGCAUCUGCUAAUGGCCCAAAUUAAUGGUGGAAGUUAUUGUUUGAUUCCUUAUGUUUUCAGCCCCGAAUAGUAAUCAGCAUUUCAUAUUUAAUAAGAUGUUUCUAAACAUAUAAACAAACAUGUACAUACAAAUGAAGAUUACCAAAGAUUUCAAGUUUACAAUGGAAAAAUCCUCACUCGUUUUUCUCCUCUUUGUGCCCUAUUAAAUUCAAGGAUUCUGGAGAGUUAAUUUUCCUGAGGAAAUAAACAGAAAAGAAAGGAGGGUAGAGAAGUAAAAACACCUGCAUUUUUGUAGGUUUUUCCUUAAAAUAUUGAAAGGUGAAAUUAUACAAGCUGUUUCUGAAGAAUGUACUUCGAAAUUUUUCUAAAUGAAAAAUUAAUCUUGUUUGACAAAGGUAGGUGAAAGACUCCAAGGUCUGAAAUGUCUCUAUUCUGACUGACUAAAUAGUACUUAUUCAAUACAGCACAAACAAUGUUCUUACUAUUCUGGGCAUAAAAUUUUGAUGUCCUGGUCUUCCUUUACCGGUACUCUGAGCUCUGGACUCUGGUACUGUCAAAUUAAAAUUUUCCAGGGAUUUUGAAAAUCAGGAAAAACUGAUUUGUUUCAGGGUCAGCCUUACCGCUGCAGUCUGCCACUGCACCGUAUGGUACGACUCAUGACAUUUUUUUACUGAUACCUCUUAUGCAAGAAAAUGGUGGGAUACAAGAACAGAUGUAAUGAGAAGGAAGAACGUUGGAAUGAUGGGGCCAUAUUGUGCUUAUGCACAAUUAUCUGAAUUCAGUUUCUUGUCAAGUGUGUGUGUAUAUACAAAUCCACAGCUUGUUUAACGUGAGGGAGGGACAGUUUUUCAGUGACUCAGUGGCUGUUACGUAUCAGUUUGGGUUGGCUGAAAAUAUAAACUUAAUUUCAUAUUCAGUUCCUACCAGUGGCUUAGAACACUCUCAUAUCUCCUCACUGUUCUUUUGGGGAUAUACUACACGUGCUGGGUUGCAGUUCAUAAAAAUGCCGUUGUAGCUCCAUAUCCUUAAAGUCUUUCCUGGGUCUACUGAGCUCGUUGGUGACCCGCUGUGUGCUUAUUUGUCUGGGAAUAUUCAAGCCCACCCUCAAAAUUUUUCUAAUUCAUCUGUAGGAAAUAACUGGUUAAGGUCAGCAAGUACUAUCUAUGGGCAUUGACUUUUCCGUAUGCACAUCACCCACACACCUGUUUCAGCCACUGGUGUCAAAUAAACUGACACAUCCACAGUCUAUUCAGAAAACUUAGGCAUUUCAUUUUGUAGGUCUUGAAAAUGAAGCAGCUAGUUUAGAUUCUGGUUCCAUUUAAUAGAAAUCACCAACAUAAGACUUCAGUAAGAGAGAGGAUUAGUUGGAAGCUUUCAAUUUGUCCCUCUUGAAAUCAGUGUGUUCUAAAAGGCAGAGCUUUGCAUGCAGGGAUGUAUGUCUAUAUGUAAAUUUGAACUCCUUUAUCUACCAGUCGUAGAAAAACAUAUGACACAUAAAAUGCCAUUAUUAGAAAUUCUUAGCUGAGGAGUUUCAGAGAAAAAUGACUAGUGGAAUGAUACUUGGUGAUUUUGUUGAUUUCUCUAAUCUGUUAGUUUUUUACUUCAGAAAGUAUUUUGGGUUAGAAACAGUGUAUAUUACACUCAAAAUAAACAUUCUUACAUUUCGCUGUAA